AUGUCGCCACUACCGCGGGUACUACAUGAAAACAAAAAAAUGAGGUUUCUAUGUCAACUAUCAAUUAUCCCUCUUCUAUUUGGAGCUAUGGUCAUUUGUCAGCAUGAAGGUUAUGAUUUUGAGGAUGAAUAUGACCAAGAGCCAGAUGAUGAAUACCCACCUAUUUUUCAUUUUAAUCCCAGUGUAGAAUAUGUAGUUCCUCAUUUUCCUACUCCAGCCAAGUGUGCUCAAGAAUGCUUUUGCCCACCAAAUUUUCCAUUAUCAAUUUAUUGUGACCAUCGGAAACUUAAGAUGAUACCACAUAUUCCUUCCCACAUCCAACAACUCUAUCUUCAGCAUAAUUACAUUGAAGCUGUGACUGCAGAAUCUUUUGUUAAUGCCACUGCCUUGAGAGAAAUUAACCUUAGCCAUAACAAAAUUAAAUCUCAUAUGAUUGACCAUGGUGUUUUUGCCAAACUUUCAAAUCUUGUGCAACUUCACUUAGAACACAAUAAAUUGGAUGAAUUUCCAUUUCCUCUUCCCAGCUCUCUAGAACGACUCUUUCUCAGUUCCAAUGAGAUUUCCAGAUUACCUGGAAAUGCCCUGCAAGGGUUAGUAAAUGUGACCAUGCUUGAUCUCUGCAAUAACUAUCUUGAUGACUCCCUACUCAAAGGAAAAUACUUUUCAAAUAUGAAAAAUCUAAUGCAGAUCAACCUAUGUAACAACAGAUUACAGACUAUGCCUCCUGAUCUCCCAUUUUCACUUAUAUAUCUCUCUCUCGAAAAUAACUUAAUUUCUUACAUUCCAGAAAACUAUUUCAAUAGACUUCCAAAAAUAACUGCUCUAAGAAUGUCACACAACAACCUGCAGGAAGUCCCAUAUAAUGUUUUUAACCUUUCCAACCUUGUAGAACUCAAUCUUGGACACAACAAGCUGAAGCAAGCAUUCUAUAUUCCAAGAAGUCUGCAGCAUUUGUAUAUUGAAGACAAUGACAUUGAAUUUGUAAAUAUUACUUUGAUGUGUCCUUCCAUUGAUCCAAGGAAUAUCAAUCAUUUAACCUAUAUUCGGAUGGACCAAAAUAAGCUUACAGCUCCAAUAAGCACAUAUGCAUUCUUUUGCUUUCCCCACAUACGCAUUAUUUAUUAUGGUGAACAAAAAGGUAGUGUCAGCCAAUCAACACAACUGAGAACUCCAGUUGUCCGCAGAUUUUUAACACCAGAAGAAUAUGAUGAAGCAGAAGAUGGUCAUGAAACAGAAGAUGGUCAUGAAGAAGGAGAAAGAGAAGAUGACUAUUUUCAUCCUUACUUUUAA
Molecule: messenger RNA, 1290 nt
Organism: Emys orbicularis (European pond turtle)
Lineage: Eukaryota; Metazoa; Chordata; Testudines; Emydidae
Gene: OMD
Product: osteomodulin
Exons: 3
Coding region: 1-1290 (429 amino acids)
Molecular function (GO): protein binding
Source: RefSeq, a predicted model, not a curated record